This is a messenger RNA of Puntigrus tetrazona (Sumatra barb), 3470 nucleotides long. RefSeq names its product protein kinase X-linked (gene prkx). Gene Ontology annotation, biological process: protein phosphorylation. The coding region runs from base 536 to 1609 and encodes 357 amino acids. The record is from RefSeq and is a predicted model, not a curated record. The transcript is spliced from 8 exons. Gene Ontology annotation, molecular function: protein serine/threonine kinase activity; ATP binding. Lineage: Eukaryota; Metazoa; Chordata; Actinopteri; Cypriniformes; Cyprinidae.
CCGCUGAGCGAUGUUUUGAAGGGGAAAUGGGUUCAGAUUUCUUUGAUGGGGACGGAAGGGGGAAGUAAAUAAUUGAAAUGCCUGUAAUAUCUGGCAAUAUACAUUAAGCGACUAAGCAACCAACACCCAUGCCGUUUCCUUGCUCCUGAAAAAAGUCGUCUGGAUAACCUCCUGGAUUCGUAAGACUGAAGUUUGAAUCCCGUCCACUCCUGUCUUUGUUAACGUACAGUAGUCGUACAGGGGACGUCCGUAAUAAAGUAUAGAAUAAAUGACAGUACCUUUGACAUGAAUAGCUUACAAUUUUAAGGACUUUAUGUUUGCUAGUCUUUACCGUUCUAUUAAAUGUAUGGCUACCAGGCGAUGGAUAGCAGAGGGUCACAGUCUGGUUUGUGCGAACAAAGGAUGUGUUAACUUGACCGAAACGGAUCAAUGUGUAUAUUAUCAAUAGCGCGUUUUCCAAAAGCGGAAAUAAAGGACUCGCUAUCUGGAAGUGGCCAUUUAUGUGGCUAGAGUUAUAAAAAUCGCACGAAAGAAGAUGGCAGCAACUAAAGGCAAAGCUGGACUAAAUAACGAAAGCAGUUCUGGUCGGGAUAGCGGCAGAACAGACGCAGGCAGUCCCACGUUAUCCGCAGGGGCCGCAUCCCUGACCGCCAACAGGACCUACACGCUGGAUGACCUGGACACCAUCGCCACUGUCGGUACAGGAACCUUUGGAAGGGUAUUUCUGGUGAAGGAUAAAAAGACGAGAGGUUUUUUCGCUCUGAAGGCGAUGAAAAUCCCAGAUGUAAUACGUCUGAAACAAGAGCAACACGUGCAUAAUGAGAAAGAGGUUCUGACGGAGGUGAACCAUCCUUUCCUUGUCAGACUGUUCUGGACGCACCACGAUGAUCGUUUUCUGUACAUGUUGAUGGAGUACGUGAAUGGCGGUGAGCUCUUCAGCUAUUUACGCAGUCGAGGACGUUUCAGUAACAGCACAGGAAUGUUUUACUCAGCCGAAAUUGUCUGCGCCAUUGAAUACCUUCACUCCAAAGAAAUUGUCUACAGAGACCUGAAACCAGAGAAUAUACUGCUGGACAGUGAGGGGCACAUUCGACUGACAGAUUUCGGGUUCGCUAAAAAGCUUUCGGAAAGGACAUGGACUUUAUGUGGUACUCCUGAGUAUUUGGCUCCAGAAGUGAUCCAAAGUAAAGGUCACGGGCGAGCAGUGGACUGGUGGGCUUUGGGUGUUCUCAUCUUUGAAAUGCUUGCAGGGUAUCCACCAUUUUUUGAUGAUAAUCCCUUUGGCAUCUACCAGAAGAUCCUGUCUGGAAAGCUGGAGUUUCCACGGCAUCUGGAUUUCUAUGUAAAGGACCUAAUCAAGAAGUUUCUGGUGAUUGAUCGGGCAAGAAGGCUUGGAAACAUGAAGAAUGGAGCUGAUGAUGUGAAGAAGCACAGAUGGUUUAAGUCAGUAGACUGGGAUUCUGUGCCCUGUAGAAAACUCAAGCCACCCAUAGUUCCCAAAGUAUCUCACGAGGGUGACACGUCUAACUUCGACACAUAUCCAGAGGAUGAGUGGAAGAAGGACACGCCAGUACCAGCUAAGGAUCUGGAAAUUUUCAAGAACUUCUGAAAAAAAGAUCUUUUUAAUGAAUAAAAAGACAGGACUGGUAGAAGUUAAUGAUUUAGAGCUGAAGUUUUCACCUAAUCCUUCAGGGGACAUUAAAAGGUCAUAGUUGCAUUAUUAUAGGCAUGUCUUGCCUGCUUGUCCCUGAGUCCUGCACACUUGAGAAACAGAAACAGACUUCUUUCGAUCAUCAUUAUUGUCAAUAUAAUCAUGGUCAAACAAUUACAGAGAAAACGGUUCAUCACUUCAGCAUCAUCUAGUGGGUGAUCGGCAACUUGAUUCAACACCCUCUCUUAUAUUAUGCAAAAGUAAUGUUUUUAAAGAUUUUAAAUAAGCAAUAUCAAGGUUCUGUUCAAUGUUCUUUUUGUUGGAUCAAAACAGUGUCUUCGCUUAUGCCUAAACAUGUAUGGUCAUGGUUGUGUUUUGGCUUUAUAUCUCAAAAAGCUUGCUGAAUUAGAGCUUUAAGCCUGACAAAUUUAGGUUUCUGGUUAUCUGAACUUGCUGUGUUGAUCCUUUCCUCCCACGUGGUAUUGCUAUAUAAGUUUCGUAACAUUAGGCCUGUUUCACACUGCACUCUCGAGCAGGCAUGUAAACAAAGCAAAAGCGUAACUGCAGCAUUAUGCUUUUAUACUAGCAGUGUUUUUUGAGUGUAACAACCUAGUAGGUCUAUACAAAAAAAUCCAUAGACUAUGUAAUUGGCGGCAAUGCAUUUUAAAAUGGUAUUAUUAAAAACAAAACCAAGAAUAAGACUACUAAAUUUAUAGUCUGCAGUGUCAUUUACAUUUGGUUGUUAUUAAUCUACAGAACCCAAACUCCAAACUAGAACGGUGACUUGGGUUCAGUCAUAUUUACCUAACAGAAAGUGCUGCUGUGUGUGUGUGUGUGUGUGUGUGUGUGUUUGUUUGUGAUAGUUCACUCCUGUUUUGGAUUUUUUUGUAUACUGUAACCUUUUGGUGUUGUAUGUAGACCCAUCAGAAAAAAAAAAACGCUUUGGCAAAUUAAUUGUUACAUCAAGUCAUAAUUAUGAGAGGGAAGUGGUCGGAAUUGUUAGUUAAAAAGCUAUAAUUAUGAGAUUAGACAAGUUAACCCUUAAAUGCAUGAAUUUAUUGUCAUCAUUAUUGUAUAUCCAGGUCUUUAGCGAUCCAGACCUAUUUAUUUCAGCACGGCACGGAUGGAUCUCUAACUGCUGCAAUAGCAAAACAAUUUUUUUUAAGGUCAGUUACAGAAAAAUAAAAUAAAGCAUUUGUUGUUACCUUUUCAAACUUUUCAAAAGGAAUAGUUCACCCCAAAAUGAAAACUGUGUCAUCAUUUAUGUAUGAAUUUCUUUGUUCUGCUGAACACAAAGAAUAUUUUGAAAAAGUCUGUAACCAGGCUGUUUUGGGUCACCAUUUACUUCCAUAGUAUUUUUUUUCCUGCUGUGGAAGUCAGUGGAGACCAAAACAGACUUGAUGUCUAACUUUAAAAAAUGAAAGAGGGACAAUGAUGCCUUAGGUCUCUAAAGACCCACGGUAUGCAUUUAAAGGUUACAUUUGUCACAACUUCAACUGUUUGUGACUUUAUAUCUAAAUUUUGACUUUAACAUAAAUUAUUACAAGUCAUGACAGAAUUUUGAAAUAAUUCAAUUUUUAAUACAUUUUUUGUAUGAUUUCCAGUUCCCUCAGUUUCAACUUGUCAUAACAGUUUAUCUCAUAAUAUGAGAUUUUUGACUUUUUGUCAUUAUUUAAGCUUUUUAUCAUUUGAAUUUUUACUUCUACUUUCAUCUCAUAAUUUUAUCUUGUAACAGUUUCUUUGUCAUAAUUGCAAGCUUGUAUUUCAUAAUUUGUUUUAUUUAUAAUUUAGGCACUUUGUCCUUCAUUUUAUUUACCAA